AUGUUUAAAUUUGUUCUUAUCGGGUUGAUGGUGGUCUGUGGUUACUCCGUUGUAGCGGAAAUAACUCCGCCUGUUUUAGCCAUAGACCCCACACCACCACCAUCACAUCCAAAGGGUUGUAUCCGCCGAAACGCCUAUAUUCCAGUCGAAGCAGAAUGCGAUGCCUACGUCGAGUGUAAAGAUUUCAUGCCAGUUCAAAUGAAUUGCCCGGACGGACUCCACUACGACCCCAGAGUUGAAUGGCCAAACUACCCUUGUGGAUAUCCCAUGGAUGUACAAUGUGUAGGCCGGAAUUUACCCCAGGCCGCAAAACCAAACCCCGACUGUCCUCACCGUUAUGGCUACUUCCCAUCUCCAGUCGCCGCUCCAAAUGACUGUGGCCAGUACCGCUUUUGUCUUGAUGGCAAGCCCAUUGAAAUGGAAUGCCCUACUGGACUAGCUUUCAACCCUGACUCCGGUCGCUGUGAUUGGCCGGGACUUGUCAAAGCUUGCAAUGUCGAAGCUUACCUGGGAUACAAAUGCCCUCCUGCCACAUACGACGAGAGUGGAGACCCAAUUGUUACAAACCACAGGUACAAGGGUAGUUGCUACGCUUUCUACUCGUGUCAAGGUGGUGGUCACCCUCGCCUGCUCUCCUGUGACGCUGGCUUCGCUUUCGAUGAAGCCGCUGGCAGGUGCGAGGAUGCCGACAAAGUGCGUUGUCAAGACAACGCAUCAACAUCUGCACCUGCAUUAGAAUAA
Pieris macdunnoughi is the source of this 741-nucleotide messenger RNA. The record is from the annotation of a GenBank genome assembly. Lineage: Eukaryota; Metazoa; Arthropoda; Insecta; Lepidoptera; Pieridae.